Messenger RNA from Benincasa hispida (wax gourd), 404 nucleotides. Its product is annotated as Oligosaccaryltransferase. The record is from RefSeq and is a predicted model, not a curated record. Lineage: Eukaryota; Viridiplantae; Streptophyta; Magnoliopsida; Cucurbitales; Cucurbitaceae.
GAAGAAUUUCGUCGUCGGAUCUUCUUUUUGUCUUCGUGUUUCUCUCUCAAUCGAUCAGAUCGGAAGGCGAUUGAAGAUUUUAAUUUCCGUUGUAUUGUUGCGCAGCGCAGAUGAUUGACGAUCAGGAACUAGGUUUUCUUGCCAAUUUUCUCGGCAUUUUUAUCUUUGCCUUAGUGAUUGCCUAUCAUUACGUUACGGCUGAUCCGAAAUAUGAAGGCAACUGAGAUCUCGUUGAUUCAGAUGCCUAGAUUGAUUGGUAAAAUGCACUACUGUUAGAUGUAUACUGUUUUUGAUCUGUAUGUUAGGUUUUCCUUUUUCUCCUAUGAGAAUUUUCUCCCGGCAACAAUCGAUGUAAGCAACCUUUCACUAUGAAAUCGUAACGUAUUUUCAUUAUUUUUCAUGGC